UUUACAUAAAGCUGCCCUGCUCCGAAUCAUCUCCGGCCUGGCGGGGCUGGGAGGGGCUUCCUUCCAAGCCUCCUCAGCCUCCCCAGCCCGGCUGCCCAGAGCAGCCAGACUGCCCAAGAGGAGUGGGAGCCUGCAGGGAAGGCACCAAGAGACUGCAGCCUCCAGGCUGUGUGGGCAGGUGAGCCGAGGUGGGGCUGGGCAUGAAGGGAAGGAAGAGAAAGUGGAAGCGAGGCUGCCGAGCCUCGGCUGCCAGAAGCUCUGGAACCACGGAAGAGAACGCCGGACCCUCCCAAGGAGCACCCCAGGGGCAGGCCCAGGGAAGGCAGCCACCAUGCCAGUCCUCAAGAACCCCCAUCAGCUGAAGGCGGCCGGCAGAGGCCCUGAGGACAGUGGUGGGGAUGGCAGCCUCAGCGGGACACUGAUCCUGGCCAAGGAGAAUCCAGGGACCAACCCUUUUGAGGAGGACCUGGAGGAGAAUGAGAAGGACUCCUUCCUUGGGAGCAUCUCCCCCGGACGAGAGAGGACCCUCCCAGGGGACAGGGGGGACUUUGAGCGGGGCCUCUUCAGUGGCAGCCCUGAGGACCGCUUCAGACGCCGGGCCACCCUGGAGAAGCUGGUGGGGUUGAGCCCCUUCCGCCUGGGCAGGAGCCGCAAGAGUGGGGAGAGGCGGUCGCCCGGGGGUGAGCAGGGCUCCGACCGGCGUUCCUUCCUGGAACGCAUGAUGGUACCCCUGAUGGAGAGUAACCUGGGCCAGCGGGCACCCGAGAAGAAGAAGCCGCGUCGCUGCUCAGAGGACUUCAGCCUGCUGCAGCGGUUCAACGGGCGCCGCAAGGAAGGCUUCUACAGCUCAGACUGCAGCCCGGAGGAGAACGGCGGUGGGGACGCUGCCAAGCGCAGCUCUUUCCUGAAGAUCGGGCUGGGCGGGAAGGUGCGCCGGGCAUCCCUGGUGGAGAAGCUCAACCAGACAGAGGGCUUGGAGGCUGCUCCGGCAGCCGAGAAGUGUGACCCCAAGCCCAAGGAGCCACUCUCGGUCCUGGAGAUCUUCCACCUGAUCCACCAGCGGGAUCUCUGCCUGGCCGACCGGCACAUCGUGGAGCUGGAGGCCGAGUGCGCCCAGGAGGGCAGCGGGAAGGAUGGCAGCCGCAAGACCAAGGACGUGGCCCUGCUCUACGAGGCGCUGCAGAAGGAGCUCUGGGCGGUGCUGGCCGAGGCGCUGGCUGCCAAGAGCUCCUACCCGCCCCUGGAGCAGCUUGUGCAGGUCAUCGAGCAGGAGGAAGACGCUGACCGCAAGUGGCGCCAGGCCCAGGGAGACUCCGUGGGGGCCCCUGGGGCACGGCCCCGGAAAAUGAGGUGGCAGUGGGCCGAGGCGGUGGACCGGCUGGUGGGCCAGAAGCUGUGCCAGUGCAUGGAGGGCCGGGGGGGCACCAUCGCCACCCAGAUGGACCGACUGGCCAAGUGCACAGUGGAGGACCUGAGCAGCGUCAGGGGCCAUCUCCUGCAGGCCUACCCCAAGGAGUACCAGGCCUUCGGUGUCUACUUGGGCAGCUACCACCGGGGCCUGGCCCGCUGCCUGGCCGAAGGGGUCCAGAAGCAGCUGAGCCUCUCCGAGCUCUACUUCGUCUUGGACUGGAACAGCAACAUCUACCAAAGGGAGGUCCUCAGCCGGCCAGAGAUCUCCCCCCUGGUCAAGCCCCAGGAGCUCGGACCCCUCCUGUGCCCGGAGACACAGCAGAGUCUGGAGGAGCAGUGCAUUGCUGCUGUGAAGAUGACGAUCGCCAGGGACAUGAGCCAAGAGCUGCAGAAGGAGGAAGAGUGGUGGGCGCAGGAAGACAAGGAGAACAGCUUUCAGUUCGGCUUGUCCAGCAAAGUCAUCUCGGUGCUGAAGGGGCAUGCUGACAAAGCCCCACAAAUCACAGAGGAUUUUGGAAGGAGGGUGGCCCACUGCUGCCUCGCCAGCCUGGCGGAGUUCUUGCAGAGUUUCCAGAAGAAAGUCGAAAAGUUUCACGAAGGCCAGGUGGUCAGCAGCCUCAGUCCUGAGAGCUAUGUGGGCCGGACCAUCAUGCUGGUCAACUGCUGCCCGCCCUUCAGGGACUACCUGGAGCACCUGGCCAGGUUUGGCAACCCAGACAGCGAGGCUGCAAAGCAGCUGGCAGGCUUGUCCCUCGACCGAGUGACCCGGCUGUGCAACCGAGUGUUGGCUGACCAGCUCUUCCAAAGCCUCAAGCCCUACUUCUACAAGCUGAUGAAGCGGAAAUGGCUCAGCAACCCCGAGGCCUUCUCCACCAUCAUGGCUCUCCUGGCGGAGCACACUCAGAAGCUGAGGAGGAUGAAGCUGGGGCCCUACCAGAUGCUGGUGAAGGAGGUCCACCGACGGGUGCUAAUCGAGUACGUCAGGCCACUGAUGCGAGUGCGGAUCAUCUGCACUUCGUCCAAGAUGAGAGCCAAGGUGGCCCACCGACUCCGGAGCGAGGCCAAGCAGCUGCAGGAGUUCUUCAUUCAGCUGGAAUCCUCCUCCUCCUGGCUGGACUCCGUGGUGCCCCACCUGGCUGGGAUCCUGGAGCUGGAAGACACACCGGCCAUCCAGAUGGAAGUGGCUUUCCUGGCCAGGGCCUUUCCUGACGUGCAAAAGAAGCACCUGUCAGCCCUGCUGGAUGUGCGGGGCCUGCAGAGCCAAGGCCAGCGGCAGCUCAUCCUGGCGGCCUUGGAGAGCCUGGAGCUGAUGGGGGCUGAGACGGGCAUCUGCCAAGACCGGGCCUUCUUCUCCGAGAUCACCACCGGCGAAGUCUUCUGUGUCCGCGUCCAGCUGCACCGCCUCUCGCACUUCGGGCUUGCCUGCAUCUCCCGGAUGCGCCGGAGGCCUCCCCGCCUGCAGCAAGAGAGGAGGGGGCUGAGAGAGAAGGAGGCUGAAGCUCAGCUGUGAGGACCCCAACCGGACAUUCUUGGCCUUUUGGCCAGAGGGCUACCCUGCCCUUUCCCAAGAAGUCCUGCUUACGGUGCUCACCCACUGAGGAGGAGUGCGGCUGCCUGCUGGACACGACCGCUCGGCUCUUGAGCUGCAGGCCUCCUGCAAGUGGCCGAGAGCCAGACGGGCAACAGCCACUCUUUGACCGCCUGGAGUGGCCAUGGUGAAAGACCACUGCCUCACAUAGGCUGGAUUUGGGGGUGAUUGCUGGGGAUGGGGGGG
Ahaetulla prasina is the source of this 3184-nucleotide messenger RNA. It is a transcript of the gene EXOC3L2, whose product is annotated as exocyst complex component 3 like 2. Bases 332 to 2920 code for a protein of 862 amino acids. Gene Ontology annotation, biological process: exocytosis; exocyst localization. Gene Ontology annotation, cellular component: exocyst. Lineage: Eukaryota; Metazoa; Chordata; Lepidosauria; Squamata; Colubridae. The transcript has 13 exons. Gene Ontology annotation, molecular function: SNARE binding. The record is from RefSeq and is a predicted model, not a curated record.